Eremothecium cymbalariae DBVPG#7215 is the source of this 1485-nucleotide messenger RNA. It is a transcript of the gene MSF1, whose product is annotated as phenylalanine--tRNA ligase. The transcript has a single exon. Gene Ontology annotation, molecular function: ATP binding; phenylalanine-tRNA ligase activity; tRNA binding. The record is from RefSeq and is a predicted model, not a curated record. Gene Ontology annotation, cellular component: mitochondrion; cytoplasm. Bases 1 to 1485 code for a protein of 494 amino acids. Gene Ontology annotation, biological process: phenylalanyl-tRNA aminoacylation. NCBI's taxonomy places the organism in Eukaryota, Fungi, Ascomycota, Saccharomycetes, Saccharomycetales, Saccharomycetaceae.
AUGAAAAGUCUUGAAAAUGAGAGUUUUAUUAUAUAUAAUGAGACCGCUAUUCCAAGUGGUACAGCACAAAAGAAUCCCAAUAGUUCGCUGUCAUAUAUUGGAAAGAUGAAGAGGGUUAUUGACAUAUUUCCUCGAUUCACCCGCUCGUAUGCCGUUAAGCUUGCGAAGACCAUUAGUGUCAAUGGGAAGACAUUUGAAACGUCGGAAAGCCACACAAACGUCACACCGUCCAUUAUUGCAUUGACAAGUCGUUCUCUUCAUUUAAAUGAGUCACAUCCAGUUGGUAUACUUCGUUCUAUGAUUGAAAAGAAACUGAAUUCAAUUGAUGGUGCAUAUAAGACAUAUAACGAGUUUGAACCAGUGGUGACUGUGGAAGAAAACUUCGACUCACUGGGGUUUCCCGUGGAUCAUCCGGGUAGAUCGAAGUCUGAUACAUAUUAUAUCAAUAGCAAGCAUUUGUUAAGGACGCAUACUUCUGCUCAUGAAAUGGAAUGCUUUGGGAAUAUUAAAAAUAAAAUCACAGACAAGCCUGGGUUUUUAAUAUCUGCAGAUGUAUACAGACGUGAUGAAAUAGACAGGACACAUUACCCAGCCUUCCAUCAAAUGGAAGGUGCCCGUUUAUGGGUUAGGGACAAAAACUUGACAUCUGAAGGGGUAGGUAAGCACAUCUUACAGAUUAGAGAGGAUGUUGCAAAUUUGGAACAACAAUUGCAGGCGGAAAAAACAAGACUUAUUGUUCAAGAUGAUGCUUCAUUGGAAGGCAAUCCAAAGCAGGACUACAUGACCGAUUUAGAAGUGGAACUGUGUACGCGUCAUUUAAAAAGAAGUAUCGAGCUCGUGGUUGCACAAGUCUUCAACAAGAAACUUGAGAGUCUGGGCGACGUAAAGCAGGAGCUGAAGGUACGUUGGAUAAAAGCCUAUUUCCCAUGGACUGCGCCAUCUUGGGAAAUUGAAGUCUGGUGGAAAGGAGAAUGGUUAGAACUAUGUGGAUGCGGUCUUGUACGGGAGCAAGUUUAUUUGAAUGCUGGUUACGAACCAGGAACUACUAUCGGUUGGGCGUUUGGCUUGGGAUUAGAUCGCAUAGCUAUGCUGCUUUUCGAAGUUCUGGAUAUAAGACUCUUCUGGACCACAGACCCAAGAUUUAAAAACCAAUUCAAACCGGGUGAAGUCACUUCCUUUAAGUCUUAUUCAAAAUACCCGGGUACCGUUAGAGAUAUCGCUUUCUGGCUUCCAGAUGAUGAACCAAGACUGCCUGCGAUACAUGAAAACGAUUUGAUGGAAAUUGUCCGGAACACAGCUGGUGAUCUGGUGGAAAGCGUCAAAUUAAUUGACACAUUUGUACAUCCAAAGACCGGCCGCAAGUCCUUGUGUUAUCGGGUAAAUUACCAAUCUAUGGACAGAAAUGUCACGAAUGAAGAGAUUAACACAUUUCAAGAAAAAGUGAGGACUGAUCUAGCAGCAUUGUAUGGAGUGGAACUCAGGUAG